This is a messenger RNA of Spodoptera frugiperda (fall armyworm), 1014 nucleotides long. RefSeq lists its product as uncharacterized. The record is from RefSeq and is a predicted model, not a curated record. The transcript has 4 exons. Gene Ontology annotation, molecular function: chitin binding. NCBI's taxonomy places the organism in Eukaryota, Metazoa, Arthropoda, Insecta, Lepidoptera, Noctuidae. Gene Ontology annotation, cellular component: extracellular region. Bases 1 to 1014 code for a protein of 337 amino acids.
AUGACUCUUCCCUUCCACUUAUGUGAAGCUUACACCACAUUUAAUUUCUUUUUCUUUUUCAAGCGAUGCAUACCCGGUAGUGGCAGUGAAUGCAUUUCAGGUGGCUUUAACGAAGCCACACCAUAUGCGGCAUCAGACACAGAGACUGAUCUCUUACUGAUAUCUACACCAAGCUUUGUACCAACAGAGGAUCCAAAAGGAUCUGAUGAAGAUGAUGAUGGCAUCACUCCACAUGUUGAUGACCGAUACAAUCGGAUGCCGCAAACCCCAAAAAAACGAGAUCCACGAUAUGCUGAUGAUGAAUACUCUGAUACUAUGAGGAUGGUAUUGCAACAGAUCCUUGAUAUAUCGAGAGGAGCUCCAGUAACGGAGAAUAAUGAUGUCAUGGUUUUAUUUGGUGGUGGUGGUGAUGAAGUAGAUCUGCCAGAAUGCUCCGGUUACCAGAUAUGGUGGAAGCCGGAUCCGAAAGACUGUAGUUCCUAUUAUUUUUGCAUUUUGUCGAGUGUAAAGCACUUGAAGUGUCCUGAGGGUUUCCAUUUUAGUUCUAAUGCGAUCUGUAUACCGCAAUCCUUAUCCAGUUGUCAAGUAUCUGAGGAAUUAGUGGAACCUGAGGAGUCCUGUAAUGAAAUGGAUGGCUUCAAGUCAGACCCUACUGAUUGUAGAAACUAUUAUUCUUGUGAAUUUGGAAGUCUGAUACAAAAGCAAUGUCCGGAAGACUUCUUGUUUGAUUCGAGAGAGAAGAUGUGUCGACCAGAUUAUUUAGCUUAUUGCGAAGAGCCAGAGCCUACCGCCGUCAGUACAGCACCGCCUACAGACGCGAUGCCACCGUGUGGUGCUGAAGAUUACUGGUCACGACCAGACAUAAGGGAUUGUGGUAGCUCCUAUAUGUGUGUGUAUGGGGAGGUAAUCAAAGUGAGAUGUCCUGAUGGCACUGCGUAUAGUCAAGAGACGGAGUUAUACCACAAAGAAAACUCUACCACAUGGCAUCAGUAUUGUACCAUCAAGCAUAAAUAA